GGCGCGGAGGCGGGAAGCGCAAGGGCGCGCGGCGACGCUGGGUGGGCUGCACAGCUGAGUCCUGAACACCUCAGCUCCUCUGCCUUCCGCACCCGCUGACUCCGCGUGCCCCCUGCGCGCUGACAGAGCAUCCUUCAUCCCGGCGCGACCUUCCCGGGCGGCAGCGCAGGACAUCUGACCACAAAUCCAGAAACCCAUGCGCCCCCUCGGCCCGCGACGCCAGAGCGCCGUUACAGCGAGAUUGGGGCGACUUGCUUUUCUCCUCUCCGGAACUGCCGCUUCCCUCUCUCGUAAAGCCAGUUGUCAAGUUGGAAAAGCCGCUCCACCUCAUCUUUAAAAUAACCCCCUCCGGGGCGUGGCUGGCGUCCUCUAACCGCGCGGCCCUGGAGAGUUGGCCUUGGCUGGGAGUGACUCUCGUUUUGUGCCUGAGGAGAGCGAGGAAGAGUGAGGGCCGAGCAUCCUCGCGAAGAGAUGCCUUUAAAAAGUCAUCCAUAGCAUCAGUGGAAACAGUUUUGUGUUGCUUUGUUUUGUUUAUACCGAGUGGUUUUUCAGCGAAGUGCUGUUUUGGUUAAAAGAAGAAAUGGCCCCUCAGGAGUUCACCCGGCGACUGACCACAGUGAUCGCUCGUGUCGAUGAAAUUAUGCAGCAGGAAAUCAGGCCCUUGGUGGCAGUGGAUAUAAUUGAACAACUUCACAGACAAUUUGCCAUUCUUUCAGGAGGCCGAGGGAAAGAUGGUGCCCCCAUCAUCACUUUUCCAGAGUUUGUGGGGUUUAAACACAUCCCAGAUGAGGACUUUCUGAAUGUCAUGACCUACCUCACCAGCGUCCCCAGUGUGGAGGCUGCCAGCAUCGGAUUCGUCAUUGUUAUCGACAGACGAAGGGACAAGUGGAGCUCCGUAAAAGCAUCCUUGACACGAAUAGCUGUAGCAUUUCCAGGAAACUUGCAGCUCAUAUUCAUUCUUCGUCCAUCCUGCUUUAUCCAGAGGACAUUCACUGACAUUGGCAUUAAGUACUAUCGAGAUGAAUUUAAAAUGAAAGUGCCGAUCGUUAUGUUAAACUCCGUUUCUGACCUUCAUCACUACAUCGACAAAAGCCAACUGACAGAGGACUUAGGGGGAACUUUGGAAUAUCACCACAGUCAGUGGAUAAAUCAUCGAACUGCCAUUGAAAACUUUGCUCUGGCGUUGAAGAGCACUGCUCAGAUGCUCCAGACUUUUGGGGCCUGCCUAGCCGCAACAGAACUGCCCAGAAGCAUGUCAUCCUCUGAAGACCUCCUCAUGUCCCACACAAGGCAGCAGGGCAAGUUGCAGGAUGAGCUAAAAUUACUUGGAAAGCAAGGGACCACAUUGCUGUCAUGUAUUCAAGGACAAGCAACCAAAAGUCCCACCAGCAAACUCAGUCUCAAUGAAGCUGAGAAUGUAGCUACCAUGGAAAGGUUAUUAGUUCAGUUGAAUGAAACAGAAAAAGCCUUUAGUCAGUUCUGGUCUGCGCAUCACUUGAAGCUUAAUCAAUGCCUACAACUGCGGCACUUUGAACACAAUUUUUGUGAGGUUAAGCUUGCCCUGGACAACGUGUUGGCAGAGCAAGCGGAGUUUACAGACAUCGGAGACAGUGCGAUGCGUGUGGAGCAACUUCUUAAGGAAUACAAAAAACUGGAAGGAAAAGGCCAGGAGUCCUUGGAAAAGGCCCAGCUGCUUGCAGUAAUUGGGGACCAGCUCAUCCAAAGCCACCACUAUGCAGUGGACUCCAUCAGACCCCAGUGUGCAGAGCUCAGGCACCUCUGUGAUGACUUCAUCAAUGAAAACAAGAAAAAACAUGACAUUUUAGAAAAGUCCUUGGAGUUGCAUAGACAGUUGGACAAGGCCAAAGCCCAGAAAGUCCUGCAGAAGCUGGGUGAUGUGCAGGAAAUAUUUCACAAGAGGCAAAUGAGUCUGAUGAAACUGGCAGCCAGACAGACUCGCCCAGUGCAACCCGUGGCCCCGCGUCCUGAGUUCUCCCCAAAAUGGGUGUCACCAAAAAUCCGCCAGCCCUCCACCUUGGCUCCUCAUCAGAAAACAUCUGAGGAAUGUUAUGUGGAGACGGAUUUAAACUCUGUGGAAAAGGAAGAUGAUGAGACUAAAUUUGAAGUCAAGAAUGAAGAAAUACUGGAAAGCAGUCAUGAUGGGGAGAACCCUGAGCCAGAGCAGCUUGACAGUUCCAAACAUCUCUCCCCCAGCAGGCGCAUUAUACGUGACUUGCUUGAGACGGAAGAGACUUAUAUAAAAGAGAUUAAAAACAUAAUUGACGGAUAUAUCAUUCCAAUGGAUUUUAUUUGGCUGAAGCAUCUAAUUCCAGAUGUUCUUCGGAAUAACAAGGAAUUUCUCUUUGGGAAUAUUAGAGAACUUUAUGAAUUUCACAACAGGACUUUUCUAAAAGAAUUGGAAAAAUGCACUGAAAACCCUGAACUUCUGGCACGUUGCUUUCUCAAGAGAAAAGAAGACCUUCAAAUAUAUUUUAAAUAUCAUAAGAAUCUGCCCCGAGCCAGGGCAAUCUGGCAAGAAUGUCAAGACUGCACCUACUUUGGGGUAUGCCAGCGUCAACUGGGUCACAGUCUCCCUCUUUUUAAGUAUCUGAGAGGACCAAGCCAGAGACUUACGAAGUACCAGAUGUUGUUGAAGGGUCUGCUGGAUUUUGAGUCACCUGAGGAUUUGGAGAUGGACCCAGGUGAUCUAGAAGGAGGUUUGGCUAAGAAUGGGCCAGAGAGGACCAAGGAUUCAGCCUUCUCAGACGACCUACAACAAGCUUUGGCCAUGAUGGAGGAUUUGAUCAAGUCCUGUGAGUUGGCUGUGGACCUGGCAGCAGUCACCGGAUGUCCGGAUGAUAUCAGAAAACUGGGCAAGCUGUUGAUGCAUGGCUCUUUCAACGUCUGGACAGUUCACAAGGAGCGUUAUAAGAUGAAGGAUUUAAUUCGAUUUAAGCCCAGCCAGAGGCAAAUCUAUCUAUUUGAACAGGGGAUAGUGUUCUGUAAGAUACGAAUGGAGCCCAGUGACCAGGGCCUGUCUCCUCACUACAGCUUUAAGAAGUCUAUGAAGUUAAUGACACUUUCAAUUCGCCAACUUGGAAGGGGGAGCAACAGAAAGUUUGAAAUUGCCAACCAAAAUGGACUUGAGAAAUACAUCCUACAGGCAGCUUCAAAAGAAACCAGAGAUUGUUGGUUUUCAGAAAUAAGUAAAUUAUUGCUGGAACAACAAAACAAUAUUAAAGAUGUUUAUGAGGAUGAAGAAAAUGGCAGACAAAUAUCCCCAAAAUGUUGCUCCAGCAGGGAGUUUAUCUCCAUGGAAACCUUUGACAAUUGUGAAGGUGCAGAAGAUACGGAAAAGGAGAGCAGUGCUCUGAGUAUGUCGGGGCUUUGCCAGUUGGACGACAGUUAUGAAACCUCCAAGUCUGUUCAGGAAACGGGAGAAAGCAUCCAGGGAGAGAAAGAGGGCGGCGAAGAGGACACGGCCACAAACAAAACUGAGGAGAGCCCUGGGAUGUCCGCUGGCUUGCUCGACCCCAGUGGGGAGACCGGUUUUCGAGCAGAGGCAGUGCGGGCGCGGGAAGGGGGCCUGAGGCCGCCCUCCGCAGAGAACUGACACUCGUCCCAGACAACCCAGCCUCCCCGGCCUACUGCAUUCCCAGGAGCCGCUGCUGUGGCUGCAGAGGCCAGCCCGCCCUUAAGCAGAAGCAGCAAAGGGGCCUUCGAACCUGGGGAUCCGCUGCCCUGCCCGGGGGCAACAGGA
Molecule: messenger RNA, 3760 nt
Organism: Globicephala melas (long-finned pilot whale)
Lineage: Eukaryota; Metazoa; Chordata; Mammalia; Artiodactyla; Delphinidae
Gene: MCF2L2
Product: MCF.2 cell line derived transforming sequence-like 2
Cellular component (GO): cytoplasm
Molecular function (GO): guanyl-nucleotide exchange factor activity
Source: RefSeq, a predicted model, not a curated record